AAUAUAUACUCAUUAAUCGGAUGUAGACAGCCAAAAGCCUAUUGCACAUUUCAACUAUUUUCAGUCUAUAGCUCAGUGACUAUUUAUUAUUUAGUGUUUAUGUAUGCAAACACUGCAACUUAGUUGUCCCCAGCCUCCAUGUCCUCCUGUUUCCCCUCCCCCUCCCCUCCAGUGAGGUGUUAAACCUGUUUGAUUGCAUGCGGGACAGAGGUGUUUUUAAGUCUGUUGGUCUGAGACUUGGAGAGAAGCAAUUUGUCACUGAGCAGACUCCUCUGUUUAUUUAUGACCAUACAACAACAACAACAAACUUUAUUUAUAUAGCACAUUUAAAAACCAGUGGUAUGCCAAAGUGCUUAACAUACAAGAGGGUCAGAUGCAAGUAAUAACUCCAUUUCUGUGAUGAAAAGAUUCACUGAAGGCGUCACAGAGAUGCUUAUGUUACCUUCAGGUUUUGCUGUCAGUUGUAGAUUUUGUUUCUCUCGAUCUUUACUUCAUUUCUGGUUUAAUUUUCUCAUUUAAAACUUUAUUUGAGAGGAAAGCCCAACACUGGCAUGCACUCACAGUGCGAGGAGGAAGAGGAGGGUUUUACUCUGUAUGACAGUGACCUGAACUCAGUCUUGGUCUGAUAUCAGCGAGCAGCAGGAGAAAAUGUCUCAGAAAUCUGAACUAACCUGAGUUUAAUUUCUCUUUAGAUCUGAUCUCACUGCUGAGCUGCACCACAAACCAAGGUCAGUAACCUUCUUCUGUCACACUGUAAACCUCACUCACUCUCUCAGGACACUGUGGGACACAUUUAUUUAUUAUUAGACAGUUCAGUGAAGAGUGACAGGAAGGCAGAGUUUAAGACGUGUGGCAUGGUUCGGAUUCCGGCCACUCUCAGUCAUACGGCAUGUGGUCAGUAUCUUAUCCCAGUGAGCUAAACCAUGGCCCAAUGGGACACAUUUUUUUUAACAUGGUGCAGCUGAUUUCAGACAGACUUGUCUUCAGUCAUGACAGUGUCAUCUUCCUCUUCCUGGAAGUUUAAAGGAGUUCAGGUUUUAUGUAUGUGGUGUGAACGCAAAUGAGCUCAAGACAAAGCUCAGUUUGUUUAUUCUGCAGAAACUGAGUUUUAAAACAUUGGUGUGAAAACAUUUCUCUGAGUACAUCAACAACUAUUGUGGUAGUUUGAAUGAAAAUCCAAAAUUCACAUUAACUCAAAGAAGCACACUCUCACCAUACUUAUUAGACAGAGAAUACACACACAGUACUAACUUUUAGUGUAUUGCUUAGGGCCCGCUCACAAGUGCACAGCCAAAAUGAUCCAAACAAUCAAAUUACAAAAGAAACAAAACAUUAAUUAAUACAUUUUCAGUCUUGAAACAAUGAAACAUGAAAAACCCAUAAAAUACAUUACAAAUACUUUAAGUAGCCAGGAAAACAAAUGGACUUCAUCCCCUUAGGCCUCCAACCACACCACGCAGCCUAACAGCACUGGCUUGGUCCAAAAGUCUCAGGUGUGGCCUUGGCCUAGCAGAGAAGAACGUUGUGUUUCUUGUCCAGGCGUUUGUAGUUUUUUUGUAGCCCCUUCAGCCAGAGAGGAUGCUUAAAACGUGUCAUCACCCACUGGUGGAAAAGAGAAACAUUAUCCCCCAACUUUUUAAACAGACUACACGUUAUUCAAAAGCCUUUAACUCCAUUUCUGCGAUGAAUUAUAACCAUUUUAUUAAACAUUCAACAGUUGGUAAGGACAGCUGAUCUGAGGAUUUCAACGGCUGUGAAAAGUAUCUGGACACUGACAACUUUACAUAAUACAUUUAUGUUUCCUCUCCAUUUCCUCACAGCUCGUCUGACUGUGAGUCCCAGCAGCUCUCAGUUCUUUAAAGGAGACUUUGUGUCUCUGAGCUGUGAGGAGGACGACAGCUCUGCUGGAUGGACUCUGAGGAGAAACACAAGCAAACAACAGAGGACUCAGUGUGGAGAUGGGUGGGGAAAACCAGCUGGGUCUUCCUGUAACAACAAUGUCUUCCCAUCAGACAGUGGGGUUUACUGGUGUGAGUCCAGAGAGGGUCCCAUCAGUAACAUGGUUAACCUGACAGUCACUGGUCACAUGACCCUCCAGCAUGUUUCCAGGUCUGAUGAAGGCCUCUACAAGUGUGACAUCAGCGGUCAUGGAGAGUCUCCAUCCAGCUGGAUCACUGUCACAGACAAACAUACAACCACACCACCACCUACCACUACAACUAUUCCCACCGCUCCAGAGCUGACCGCUGACUCGUCCAUACAGCUUGCGUUCAAAGUGGAACACUACCUGCUGGUUUUCUGUCCGUAUAUCAUCUCCACUCUCCUCAUGAUGUCUUUAUAUCGACGCAGAGGAAAUGAAAUCAGAGGUUCAACCAAGCCCACUCAGGCUGACCAGGGAUUGGAUAAUGAGCAUGACAAUGUCAUUACUGAUGUCACCACAGAGUAUCACUUUUGAAUCUGUUGUGUCUCUGUGAGUCUCGCCAUCUUUGUCGUCUCCAUCUCUGAUGGGGAUUAUUUGAAUAAAUGGACUCUGAUUUUCAUCUCUGGAUGUUUUAUGUAGAUAUACAGUAAAUAUUCCUGCAUAGAGGAGGAGAUCCAUCAUGUACUCUGUGUGUGUGCACCACUGCAGCUCUGUCACUGAAAGAAGUGUUCAGCUUUUUUCUACAUGAAAGACAUUUUCAGGUCAGAUAUCAGAGAAAAAGGCAAAGUCAUGCUACUUCCUCUUUGAUUUUGGUAUUUUAUGCUCCCACAUCCUACCUGAUCCCCUCACUGGAGUAGCUGGUGUCCUGGUGGUUCUGACUGGAAUUAAAUCUACCUGUCUCUCACAGAUACUGUCAUAGUGUUUUGGUGCCUGAUAAACUGUAAACACAUGAUCACAUGACUCAGACUGGACUCAUGCAGUUAAUGUCUUUUCACCUCUUCCUGAAUCAACACAAAAAUUUUCAGUGAGCCUUGAAAUUGUUCUUAUUGGUGCUUUUUCGUUAUUAAAGUCACAUCCUGUGAAACAUUUUAAA
Molecule: messenger RNA, 3014 nt
Organism: Oreochromis niloticus (Nile tilapia)
Lineage: Eukaryota; Metazoa; Chordata; Actinopteri; Cichliformes; Cichlidae
Exons: 4
Coding region: 1796-2455 (219 amino acids)
Biological process (GO): cell surface receptor signaling pathway; immune response
Cellular component (GO): external side of plasma membrane
Molecular function (GO): transmembrane signaling receptor activity
Source: RefSeq, a predicted model, not a curated record